Molecule: messenger RNA, 1365 nt
Organism: Nicotiana attenuata
Lineage: Eukaryota; Viridiplantae; Streptophyta; Magnoliopsida; Solanales; Solanaceae
Product: auxin efflux carrier component 5-like
Exons: 5
Coding region: 66-1151 (361 amino acids)
Biological process (GO): auxin export across the plasma membrane; auxin polar transport
Cellular component (GO): plasma membrane; endoplasmic reticulum
Molecular function (GO): auxin efflux transmembrane transporter activity
Source: RefSeq, a predicted model, not a curated record
UUCAUUCAUCCAAAAAAUUAGACCUAGAUACUCUUCUCAAUAUCUAUUUUCUUGAUUAUUUGAAAAUGAUAGGGUGGGAAGAUGUUUACAAAGUUGUGGUAGCAAUGGCACCACUUUAUGUUGCCCUAAUUUUAGGCUAUGCCUCAGUAAAAUGGUGGCGAAUUUUCACAACGGAUCAAUGCGAUGCCAUCAAUCAACUCGUUUGUUAUUUCACUCUCCCACUUUUCACCUUCGAAUUCACAGCUCACGUUGAUCCUUUCGAUAUGAAUUACAAGUUCCUUGGAGCUGAUGCCAUCUCAAAGGCGAUCAUAGUCGCGGUGCUAGGGUUUUGGGCAAAGUGUAGUAGCAAAGGGAGUUAUCGUUGGUCUAUAACGAGUUUUUCUUUGUCCGCACUUACUAAUUCGCUCGUGGUAGGAGUACCUCUUAUGAAAGCCAUGUAUGGUGAGGAAGCUGUACAUUUAGUUGUACAGUCUUCAGUUACACAAGCAAUUGUGUGGCUAACUGUUCUAUUGUUUGUGUUGGAGGUGAGGAGAACAAGGAGUGAUUUCAGCUUAGAUUCUGCUGUUGGAGACAUGAAUAAUAAUAAUAUUGUAUCAGAAAAUGGGAAAGAUUUGGAAGGAAAUAAUAGAAAGGUGGUGACAAGCAUCACAAGGCCUUCAUUUUGGUGUUUGACAAAGACAGUGUGGUUGAAACUUGCUACCAAUCCUAAUUCAUAUGCUUGUAUCUUUGGCCUGACUUGGGCACUUAUAUCGAACAGGUGGCACUUUCAAAUGCCAAGCAUCAUGGAAGGCUCUAUUCUGAUAAUGUCAAGGGCUGGCACAGGCACUGCCAUGUUUAGCAUGGGGAUGUUUAUGGCAUUACAAGAGAAAGUGAUAGCAUGUGGUGCAAGUCUGACAGUGUUUGGAAUGGUGUUGAGGUUCAUAGCUGGACCAGCAGCUAUGGCUAUUGCUUCUAUUCUUAUUGGUUUGCAUGGGGAUGUCUUACGUGUUGCCAUAAUUCAGGCAGCACUACCCCAAUCCAUUACCUCCUUCAUAUUUGCCAAAGAAUAUGGUUUACAUGCAGAAGUUCUUAGCACUGCAGUAAUCUUUGGCAUGCUGGUGUCCCUUCCGGUAUUGGUUGGCUAUUACGCUAUCUUGGAAUUCCUACACUAAUUAUAUUCCUCAUCACCAAAGAAAUUAGUUGUUACAAAGAACCACAAUUAAUUUUGUCGCAUUUGGAGAGCAUCCAAUAUUACUUAUAGAUGAGUUUGUUACUAAGUUAUUAUUUAAUCCAAGCUUAAACUUGUUAUUAUGUGUAAACCUUGAAAAAUGAAAAAGACAUACAUAUUAUAUUGUGGCGUAGAUAAUAAUGACCUUUUUUUGUUUU